This is a messenger RNA of Glycine soja, 1182 nucleotides long. Its product is annotated as transcription factor MYB36-like. NCBI's taxonomy places the organism in Eukaryota, Viridiplantae, Streptophyta, Magnoliopsida, Fabales, Fabaceae. The transcript has 3 exons. The coding region runs from base 124 to 906 and encodes 260 amino acids. The record is from RefSeq and is a predicted model, not a curated record.
UGUUUUUAAAACCACAUAUUUUGUGCUCAUCACUUUUGACAUCUUCUCUAUUCUAUAAGCGCCACACCAAAUAUUUUUCACUUUCUCUCCAUCUUUUUUCAGUUCAGUGGCCAAUUGUAGGCUAUGGGAAGGGCUCCAUGUUGUGACAAAUCCAACGUGAAAAGAGGGCCUUGGUCUCCUGAUGAAGAUGCCACCCUCAAAAACUACCUUGAGAAACAUGGCACAGGUGGUAACUGGAUAGCUCUCCCCAAAAAAGCAGGCCUUAAGCGUUGUGGGAAGAGCUGUCGUCUAAGAUGGCUGAACUAUCUCAGGCCUCAUAUUAAGCUUGGAGGUUUUACGGAAGAGGAAGACAAUAUUAUCUGCACCCUUUAUGACAUCAUCGGAAGCAGGUGGUCCCUUAUAGCAGCUCAACUGCCAGGGAGAACAGACAAUGAUGUGAAAAAUCACUGGAACACCAAGCUAAAGAAAAAGUUCUUGGCAGGAAACACUAGUAGUAGUAUUGCCACCACAAGCAACAAUAUUGUCACUUUCAGCAAUACUAGUUAUUCUCAUCAAGUUGAGGGCCUUGUCUUGGAUCAAAAACUGAACCCAGCUAAUUGGUUUGACUCCUACGAUGUUAAUUUCGAAUUGGAACAAACACCAAUUCCAGUUCCUUUUCCAAUGCCUCAGGAAUUAGAAGCUUUUAAUUAUACUGGGAGCAUAAGUUGUAGUACUGCACCACCACCCUAUAAGGAAGUUUCAUUAAUGCUUUCCAAUGCAGACAAACAUACACUAUGGUUUGGUUAUGACCAAGCAAGUGAAGAUGAUCCAAAUUUGCUUGAGUUUGUGCUUGAUGAUCUGCAUCAGAUGAAUCAAGGAUUUGUUUUUCAAGACAAAAGCAGCCAAGUUGGUCCACCAUCUGGCUAACCAAGACUCUUUCUACUCGUCAAAACCACGACUGCAGAAAAUAAAAGGUAAAAUGGAAUAUUGAUCAAGUUAUUUAUAGUAUAGUACUAGUGAUUAAUUAUGUAUACGUCUAACUAGUGUUUAAAUUUGUGAUUAAAGUGGUUGGUUGAAUGUGGAAUUGUGUGAGGUUCUGAAUUGUUUCCAAUGCAAAGUUGAGGAUCGUGAUGUUAUUGGAAGUAUAUACAUGUUAGUCAAAAGAUGUACUGCUUGUCUUUUCUAAUGUUAGAAGAAUCUUAA